Mucor velutinosus is the source of this 816-nucleotide messenger RNA. RefSeq lists its product as uncharacterized. The record is from RefSeq and is a predicted model, not a curated record. The transcript is spliced from 2 exons. Bases 1 to 816 code for a protein of 271 amino acids. Gene Ontology annotation, cellular component: mitochondrion. Lineage: Eukaryota; Fungi; Mucoromycota; Mucoromycetes; Mucorales; Mucoraceae.
AUGUCUACAGAACUCAAAUCAUCACAGAACAAACAGCAAACGCCACUGUUAUACACAAAAGAGCGCUUAUUGAAACUAUAUGGUGUCGAUCUUAUUGCAGCUGUUUCAUCGGCUGCCAUGGUUUCCCCCUUUAUCGCUGUGGUCGACAGAUCUAUCAUUGAAAACCUGAAUGGCAAGCGUAAGCUGGUAGACGGUUUGAAAUUUGGCCUCAAAUCAUUCGCAUCACAUCCAUUUCACUUCACAACAUCCCGACAAUUUGGCAUUGUGCUUGGUCUCUACUUCUCAACAUACGCUACCGCCAACAUUGUAGACACAACCUGCGAACAAUACUCUGUAGAUGCAUCUAAGACACCCCUCUACAAGUUUGCUGCCACCUCUAUUGUGAACAUCUUCCUCUGUGUGUACAAGGACAAGGUGUUUGCCAGUAUGUUUGGUGUGUCUGCCAGCAAAGCGCUCCCAAAAUUGAGUUAUCUGCUAUUCGCAGCUAGAGAUUCUCUUACGAUUGCAGCUAGUUUUACUGCUCCAGCUUACAUUGCCAACGCUCUUCAAAAUAACUCUAUUGUAUCGAGCGAGAAAUCUGCCAAUGUGGUCGCACAGCUUGUAUGCCCUGCAGCAGUUCAAUUGGCAAGCACACCUGUACACUUGUAUGCACUCGAUCUGUACAAUAGACCUGGCGCUUCCCUCGCCAUGAGAGGUCAAUUGAUCAAGAAGGAAUACGUAAAGAGUACGCUCGCUAGAAUUGGACGUAUCGGUCCUGCUUUCGGAAUUGGAGGCGUGGGAAAUACUUUCUUUAGAAGCUAUAGAACUUUGAUCUAA